Oncorhynchus keta (chum salmon) is the source of this 6434-nucleotide messenger RNA. RefSeq names its product ecotropic viral integration site 5 protein homolog. NCBI's taxonomy places the organism in Eukaryota, Metazoa, Chordata, Actinopteri, Salmoniformes, Salmonidae. Bases 475 to 2973 code for a protein of 832 amino acids. The transcript has 20 exons. The record is from RefSeq and is a predicted model, not a curated record.
UUGGUGACUGACGUUGUUCUGAGCCACCUGCUGUCAGGUGAAUUUCAGAGGCUCUUGUCUUGUGGACUACAGUUGAAAGGAAAGAUUUAACCAACUGCAGUGCCAGGCAGCACUGUGCUGUCUUGAAUAUCUCAGGAGGAGGAACAGAACUUUGACCGUGUCUGCCCUGACACUGUGAUCAGCAUAUGACUGCAAAGUACCGGAAGACAUACCGCAAACUUAUUUUGAGACGAUUGUUCAAAAGACAGAGUUAAGCCUUGGUGUCAAAUUAGGUUAGGAGAAGAACUGGAGUGUUGCUGAUCCUGGCAGUCUUUUCUGGUGGGAGUUUUUUUCUAACUUGUUUUCAUUUUGUUGAUACUGAUUGGAUUUCUGCAUGGAUUGUCAAGACUACAUUUGGAAUAGCACUCUUUACAGGUGGCGACUGACAAGGUUGCAGGCAAGCUGAGUUCUACUCUCUCAUGGGUGAAGAACUCCAUGUCACACACGGUUAGUCAGAUGGCUAGCCAGGUGGCCACCUCGUCUGGCCAGGUGGCAACGGUGCCCUCGUCCCUGCAGACCACCACAGCCGCCUCCUCAACAUCCCUCUCCCCGUCUCCCACCUCGGCAUCUCCCGCUAAGCUCAGCCCAGAUGAACUUGAACUGCUCGCCAAGCUGGAGGAGCAGAACAGGUUGCUGGAGACGGACAGUAAGUCCCUCCGCUCUGUGAACGGCUCCAGGAGGAACAGCGUCUCCAGCCUGGUGUCCAGCUCCUCGGCCUCCUCCAAUCUGUCUCACCUGGAGGAGGACUCCUGGAUCCUCUGGGGACGCAUCGUUAACGAGUGGGAGGACUUCCGCAAGAAGAACGAGAAGCAGCUCAAGGAUCUGGUCAGAAAAGGGAUCCCACAUCACUUCCGAGCAAUAGUAUGGCAGUUGCUAUGCAACGCCCAGAACAUGCCUAUCAAAGACCAGUACUCUGAGCUGCUGAAAAUGACAUCACCAUGUGAGAAGCUGAUUCGCCGGGACAUCGCCCGGACGUAUCCUGAGCAUGACUUCUUUAAGGAGGACAGCUUGGGACAGGAAGUACUCUUCAAUGUUAUGAAGGCCUACUCUCUGGUGGACCGGGAGGUCGGCUACUGUCAAGGAAGUGCUUUUAUCGUCGGACUGCUUCUCAUGCAGAUGCCAGAAGAGGAGGCGUUCUGUGUCUUUGUGAAGCUGAUGCAAGACUACAGACUGAGAGAACUGUUCAAGCCCAGUAUGGCUGAGCUGGGUCUCUGCAUGUAUCAGUUUGAGUAUAUGAUCCAGGAACUUCUCCCAGACCUCCAUAUCCACUUCCAGGCCCAGAGUUUCCACACCUCUAUGUAUGCCUCUUCUUGGUUCCUCACCAUCUUCCUCACCUCAUUCCCUCUCCCUGUUGCCACCAGGAUCUUUGAUAUCUUCAUGUUAGAGGGUCUGGAGAUAGUGUUCCGCGUGGGGCUGGCCAUCCUACAGAUGAAUCAGGCAGAACUUAUACAGCUUGAUAUGGAGGGAAUGUUACAGUACUUUCAGAGGGUCAUUCCCCACCAGCUGGAAAGUGGACCAGACAAGGUCAUCUUGGCUGCUUAUAAUGUCAAGUAUAACGCCAAGAAGAUGAAGAAGUUGGAAAAGGAAUACACUACAAUCAAAACUAAGGAGAUGGAGGAGCAGGUGGAGAUUAAGAGGUUGCGCACAGAGAACCGACUGCUGAAACAGAGGAUAGACACACUGGAGAAAGAAAGUGCUUCAUUGGCAGAUAGAUUGAUCCAGGGACAAGUGACACGUGCCCAGGAGGCAGAGGAGACCUACCUGGUCAUGCGGGAGCUGGCCACGGUCAGGCAGCAGAGCGAAGAGGCCACAGCUCAGCUGGAGCUAGCACAGAGCACCAUCAGGGAUCUCCAGCAGAGACCCCUAUUGAAGGGCAUCCCGCGCUACACAGAGGAGUCCAUCCUGCAGCUGGAGAGAGAGCUGGUUCAGGCCAGGCUAAAGGAGGCUGAGUCCCAGUGUGCCCUCAAGGAGAUGCAAGACAAGAUCCUGGACAUAGAGAAGAGGAACACAUCUCUGCCAGAUGACACCAACGUGGUGCGGUUGCAAGAGGAGCUGAUAGCAGUGAAGCUGAGAGAGGCUGAGGCUGUGAUGGGGCUGAAGGAGCUCAGACAACAGGUCAGAGACCUGGAGGAGCACUGGCAGCGUCACCUGGCGCGUACGGCGGGCCGCUGGAAGGACAACCCUAGGAAGAAUGCUGUGUCUGAGCUGCAGGAUGAGCUGAUGAGUGUCAGGCUACGGGAGGCUGAGGCCCAGGCAGAGCUCAGAGAGACACGUCAGAGGAUGAUGGAGCUGGAGACACAGAACCAGAUCCAUAGCAACCAACUGCGUCGGGCAGAGCAGGAGGGGCGGAGCUUUCAGGAGCGUGUGACUGUGCUUACGGCCCAGAAUAAGGGCCUACACGUUCAGCUGCAGGAGAUCAAACGCAAACAGGCAGAGAUUGAGUGCAAGAACAAGGAGGAGGUGAUGGCGGUGAGGCUGAGAGAGGCUGACAACAUCGCUGCCAUGGCCGAGCUGCAGCAACAGAUCUCUGAACUGGAGAUACAGAAAGAAGAAGGGAAGGUCCAGGGCCAGCUGAACAACACAGACUCCAGUCAGUACAUCAGAGACCUGAAGGACCAGAUAGCUGAACUCAAACAUGAGAUCCGCUGCCUAAAAGGCCAGAGGGGGAGCAGCAUGUCCAAUCAGCCCGCUUUUGAUGGGAUCCACAUUGUCAAUCACUACAUACCAGAUGAUGAGUCGUACCACUCCUCGGACGAAGACACAUGUGUGGGCAAGACCCCCUCCCACCUGGACCAUCAGCACAGCAGCAUCAGCCGCAUCAGGCUGCACCCCUCCCUGGGUCUUGGGGACACUGACAGUGAGGGGGAUGAUGAUGGGCAUGGUCUGGUUCUCUCUGUGCCUCCCAUUGGCACCCACAAACACACCACCGUGUGACUGGGUGAUGGACACCAUCGCUAGAUGCCUGGAGGCUGAUCAGGGCAGUUCUGAUCUGGUACAGUGGGACAGAGGGGUUGUCCAUGGUAGCAAGCCACUCUUCAGGAGAAUGGCGUCUGACUGUCUGGGACUCCAAUGUAGGGAGCUCCUUUCAAUGGCAUCUUUGGAAGCUUGGAAUGGAAUGUGUGGGCUUUGUCAACAAGUGAAGUCGUAGCAGAAUCACACCUGUGGUGGAGUUGGUUUUUUUCUUUGUCCGUUGCGUCAGUCUGCUUCACUCUUGUUUCGCCAAAACCCACCAGAAGAGGAUCAUAUCCGUGUGUUGCUCUGGUCUGGACCCCAGACAGGCAGAUCAGAGAAGGACAACAUGGAGGUUCAAGUAGCCACCUGUGCUCCACGAAGCUAGGCUUACCCUGUCCAGGGUGACCCCACACAGACAACCAAACUACAGGCUCUCCCUCAGCCCCACAACCAACCAUGGUACAACAGAUACAACACACAGAGACUGUGCAAUAAAAUGUUUUAUGCUUUAUAAUGACUAUGACACUUCUUUCAAUCCGUUUUUAUUUUUUUAUCGCUUUUAUAAGUGGACAAUCAAAAAUGUAUAGAGCCCUUUUGUGUGGGUGUCUUUAUUAUAUCAGGAGAGAAUAAUGUACUGAAGAGUGAUGAAUGUCUCUAUUGAACAUGGUUCAUGAGCCCCAGUAUCAAACAGAAAGUGUCAACAAGCAUUAGGGUCGUAUUCACUAGACAGCAAACAAAGGGAAGAAAAAAAUGACCAAAAAAGGGAGGGACUAGUGUUAACAGUUUAACAGCUGAUAUGUCCCCCAUCAGGGGACUAUAUACUAACUAGAUUUUUAGACCAAGGAGUUGGAAAUGGAGCUUUGCAGUUCCUCCAGGAACGGUGUACCACUUCUCUAAAAAAAAAAAUUAAAAACAUGUUUUUGUUUCAAAACUUGCUAUUUGCAACAAUGUGCACGACCUAGGUUGACAUAAUGUUGGCUUUUUGGCCUUGAGACAUACAACCUGUUUAUCAUCAGGCCUGGUAUAGGCCUAUCCAAAGGUCAAUUUGAAUCCUGUAUACUCCGUAUAUAUGUAAUUGUUUGUUUUUCAUGUCCAUUUUGACUUGAAAAUAUGUAUCUAAUGAAUUAUUGCAUAUCUGUUUAAUGUAGGAUGCGGCUGAAAGGGACAUAUCACUCUAGUUUUGUCAAAAUGCACAGAUAACUGAUUAGCAGACAUUUCUUUCAGAUGUGGGCUGUGUUCCAAUUCUCCACCCUUUUCCAGAAGUGAGCACUUGUGCACGUGCACUUGUGCAUGUGCCCUCGUGCAUUUAAAGGCAUUGGAUUGGUGCAAGCAAGCAUGAAGGGAGUUUUCACCGUAUUCCCUACACCAGUGCAUUUCUUUUAUAUCUAUGAGGGGGAGUGUACAAGUGCACUCUUCGGAAAAGGGGUAGAGUAUGGGAACGUAUCCACAGUCUCAAUGUUCUGUAGAUGUUUUCAUAUAUCCUACUUUUCUCUGUUGGGACGAUCUUACUUUUGGAGGAAGGGCAGAUUUAGGAUCGCUUCAUAAUUUCAUAGAUUAGGAUACGUUUCAGCAUUUUGGUUAAUGGAAGCAUGUAACUAGUUUGUUAAGUAAACCAGCCCAGAUUUAGAAGUACUGCUAUAUCUAAAGUGGGAAUAUUGAUCUUUAAAUAAAUAAUAAUUAAGGGACAUAAUGAAAAGUAUAAGAACUGUAAUCUGAAUCUUGUAUCAACAUAAAUAAUGUUAAACAGAAGUAUUGCUAUGUUGUACUUUUGCACGAAAUGAAUGACUGUCCAAGCCAAUGAAACAAUACUUUUAUCUGAAAAUACUAAGAAGAUAAUUAUACAUGUCUGUCAAAUGGCAAACUAUUCCCUAUGUGUAGUGCACUGCUUUUGGUCAAAAGUAAUGCACUAUGUAGGUAAUAGCUUGCCAUUUGGCAUGCAUCAUAAGAAAUGUGCCGUUUGUUUCCUCUGUGAAUGAAGCAGAGUGUAUUGUCAAGUGUUACCAAACUGUAGGAUGGGUUGUAUAAGCCUGGUCUCAGAUCAGUUUGUGCUGUAUAGCCUAUAACUCGUUGUGAUGCCUUGGCAUGACAGAUCUGAGACAAUGAUGGAAUUUUAAACCGUAGGCUCUGCCUGCCAGAUAAAUAUGCACCACUUGGUUUCAUAAAGGUUGAUGUUGAUCCAUUAUCAGGAUUAGCAGAACACUAAAACAGACAACUUCUCUAGGUUGACAUGACCUGCGCCUUGUUUCCCAGAGCCAUCGUAGCAUUAAGAUAAUCCUUACAACCUUAUUACUAUGUAUAUUUAGUAGCCAAGGUGUUUCCCUAAGCCUGCAGCAUUAAGAUAAUCCUUACAACCUUAUUACUAUGUAUAUUUAGUAGCCACGGUGUUUCCCUGAGCCUGCGUUAGUAACGUGGCUCUUAAAAACCGUUGCACAUCUACGAGUGAUCCAGACUACUCGUAGAGCAGUCAACGUGCAUCGUUAGAUGUAUUUUUGCCCUUCCGCGUCACUAUUCACAGAUCUCCGCUAAAAAUCUCCUAAACAUCAUGAUUCUAUUGGUCUGACUGUAACGGCCGAUAACUUCAGAAGGACGUUAGUUGACUACAAAUACAAAGUUGCCAAAGUAUUUAGAAUUGUUGCAAACAAAUUAAAACCGAGAUUAUUACACAUAUUAUAUGGACAACAGAGCCUAAUUAGCCUAUUUUAAUCUUAUUGAAAUCAAUUUCAUGUUCAAUCAGUUGAGUUCUGGUUUGCGACGAGGCUAUAAUUUGUAAUGUUUGCCUCCGUGUGACAACGUGUGUAAUGAUAUGCCCAAUCUGUGAUUUCGUGCAUUAUUAUACGCAUAAUAAACCGUGUCGCCUCUCUAUGAGCUGAUCUGUCAUCAGUAUUUUGGCAAAAUUAUGUUAAAAUCAGAUUUGAAUGGUGAAAGCUGAUCCGAGCGCUGUUUUUCUUUCUAUCCUAUCAGUCUCGACACAUGGUCUCUUUGCGUGCUUGUUUUGGGAACACUUAAAGUUAGCUCGUAAAUAACGAUGCAUUCGGUACAAUCAUCGUAAUGCUUAAAUUACAUCGCAACUUGGAAAUGAGGCCCACAACAAUGGACAUCUUAUAAUGGCUAGAUUUUUAAACGUUUUUUAAAGCAUUAGAACCAAAAACCUAUCAGCCAAGUCUCUGCAAAAUAUUUAUAUCCAGAACGCACGGACUCAUUGUUCAGAAGAGGUUUUGUGAUACUGAUGUGAUAUUCCUUGGUUGGUUGAGGACAACGAUGGAUGGAAUAUUUGGAAAGGCAUCAUGACGCAGUUUUGGCACUUUCAGAGAAAGACAAUAUAAUGCAGUAAAGAGAGAAGUCUACAUGGAGUAAUAACACUAUGGAAUAAUCAUUACCACACUCUGAAAACAUGUAUGUGAAAUUAAUGUGUUUGAGUUCACAAAUAAACUAUUUGAUAAACA